AUGCUCGAUAUUCAAGUCUACCUUGUGUUGUUCCUUCUAUGGUUCAUCUCCACCAUUUUAAUUAAAUCUUUAUUCACAAAACCCCAAAGUCUUAGGCUACCCCCAGGUCCCCCAAUUUCCUUGCCGCUUCUUGGACACGCUCCUUACCUCCGAUCCCUCCUUCACCAAGCGCUAUACAAACUAUCACUUCGCUAUGGACCCCUUAUUCAUGUUCUCAUUGGUUCCAAGCACGUCGUGGUUGCUUCGUCAGCAGAAAUGGCCAAGCAAAUCCUUAAGACCAAUGAGGAAUCCUUUUGCAACCGGCCAAUCAUGAUCGCGAGUGAGAGCUUGACGUAUGGUGCCGCCGACUACUUCUUCAUUCCGUACGGAACAUACUGGAGGUUCCUGAAGAAGCUCUGCAUGAACGAGCUCCUCAGUGGGAGAACCCUAGAACAUUUCGUUGACACUCGCCAAGACGAAGUGGAGGCGUUUGUGAGGAACAUUCUAGAAAUAUCUAAAACCGGUAAGGCGAUCGAGAUGAGGCACGAGUUGAUAAGGCACACAAAUAACAUAAUUUCGAGGAUGACAAUGGGAAAGAAGAGCAUCAAGAGCGACGACGAGGUUGCCAGGUUGAGGAAGGUGAUUAGGGAAGUUGGGGAGCUUCUUGGAGCGUUUAAUUUGGGGGAUAUAGUUGGUUUCAUGAGGCCUUUUGAUCUUCAAGGGUUUGGGAAGAAGAACUGGGAAACACAUCACCAAUUGGAUGUAAUGAUGGAGCAGGUUUUGAAGGAGCACGAAGAGGCAAGGUCAAAGUCUGAUAGUGACAGGAAGAAGGAUCUCUUUGACAUUCUCUUGGACCUCAUUGAAGCAGAUGGUGAUAAUAAACUCACUAGAGAAAGUGCCAAAGCCUUCGCCUUGGACAUGUUCAUUGCGGGGACUAAUGGGCCAGCAAGUGUGUUAGAGUGGUCACUGGCAGAGCUGAUAAGGAACCCACACGCAUUAAAGAAGGCAAGAGAAGAAAUCGAUUCUGUAGUUGGGAAGGACAGACUGGUGAAAGAAUCAGAUAUACCAAAUCUGCAUUAUCUCCAAGCAGUAGUCAAAGAAACUCUGAGGCUUCACCCACCAACACCGAUCUUCGCAAGAGAAGCCUUAAGAAGCUGCCAAGUCGAAGGCUAUGACAUUCCUCAGUAUUCCAAGAUCUUUGUCAAUGCUUGGGCCAUUGGAAGGGACCCAAACCACUGGGACAACGCGCUCGAGUACCUUCCUGAGAGGUUCUUGCAAACGGAAGAACCUGGAAAGAGUAAAAUCGAUGUCAGGGGCCAAUACUAUCAGUUACUGCCUUUUGGGAGUGGAAGAAGAAGCUGCCCUGGCACCUCACUUGCAUUGCUUGUUAUACAAGGAACACUGGCGAGUUUGAUUCAGUGCUUUGAUUGGGUUGUUAACGAUGGAAAAAAUAAUGGGGUUGAUAUGUCCGAGGAAGGAAGGGUAACUGUGUUUUUGGCAAAGCCGUUAAAGUGCAAGCCUGUUGCUCGCUUUGCUCCAUUCUCAUCGGCGUGAAAUUAAAGGAACAUGUAUGUGUUUCAUGGUUGCAGCAGUGAAGAAUCCAAUUCAUUUCUUGCCUUAA
Messenger RNA from Arachis ipaensis, 1600 nucleotides. RefSeq names its product beta-amyrin 24-hydroxylase. Lineage: Eukaryota; Viridiplantae; Streptophyta; Magnoliopsida; Fabales; Fabaceae. Gene Ontology annotation, molecular function: monooxygenase activity; iron ion binding; heme binding. The record is from RefSeq and is a predicted model, not a curated record.